Molecule: messenger RNA, 1313 nt
Organism: Rosa rugosa (rugosa rose)
Lineage: Eukaryota; Viridiplantae; Streptophyta; Magnoliopsida; Rosales; Rosaceae
Product: lipid phosphate phosphatase 2-like
Exons: 7
Coding region: 7-915 (302 amino acids)
Biological process (GO): phospholipid metabolic process
Molecular function (GO): phosphatidate phosphatase activity
Source: RefSeq, a predicted model, not a curated record
UCAAAAAUGCUGGAGAUUCAGUUGCGUUCUCACACCGUAAGGUCUCAUGGAGUUCAAGUGGCGAGGUUUCAUAUGCAUGAUUGGCUGAUUCUGGUGGUUCUUGCGGCCAUAUAUCUUGGUCUGAACUUGAUAGAGCCUUUUCACCGCUUUGUUGGAGAGGAUAUGAUGACAGACCUGAAAUACCCAUUGAAAGGCAAUACAGUUCCCUUCUGGGGUGUUCCGAUAAUUGCAAUACUGUUACCGCUUGCCAUCAUUGUUGUCUACUACUUCAUCAGAAGGGAUGUCUAUGAUCUGCACCAUGCCAUUUUAGGCCUUCUGUUUUCUGUCUUUAUAACCGCUGUUUUAACUGAAGCAAUCAAAGAUGGUGUUGGACGACCUCGUCCAGACUUUUUUUGGCGUUGUUUCCCUGAUGGAAAAGGGGUGUUUGAUCCUGUCACAAAGAAUGUCAUGUGUACUGGAGAGAAGAGUGUCAUUAAGGAAGGACACAAAAGCUUCCCAAGCGGGCAUGCUUCAGGGUCCUUCGCAGGUCUUACUUUCAUUGCAUGGUACUUGUCAGGGAAAGUGAGGGUGUUUGAUCGCAAGGGGCAUGUUGCAAAACUCUGUAUUGUCUUUUCUCCAUUACUUCUUGCAGCACUGGUAGCAGUUUCUCGAGUUGAUGACUACUGGCAUCACUGGCAAGAUGUUUUUGCUGGAGGUCUUCUAGGAGUCAUUGUUUCUUCAUUUUGUUACUUGCAAUUCUUUCCACCACCAUAUGAUACUGAUGGUUGGGGACCUCAUGCGUACUUCCAGAUGCUGGCAGACUCUGGAAAUGCUCAGCCACCGUCCACUAACGCAAGUAAUCUUAAUGUGCAGCAAGCAGUGCAGCAAGCAGAUCGAACUGGAGAGUAUAUAUAUCCAUCAUCAUCAGGUUGUUGAAGCAUCACAAACCAGUAGUGGAGACACAAACCCCAUGCUAAAUGGUGGGAGAAUACACUAGCUCUAGGCUGUGAGUAUGCUGCGACUGCAGAAAGUAGUAAAGAGUCAGUGACCAGAUAGAUGUUCAUACUCUAGGAUCCGCGGAUGCUUGAAUUUUACUACAGAUUCUGAAAUCUAUAAUCCAUACCAUAUGUAGACCAUUUUUUUCUUCAUCUGGGACCAUCCCUUUUUUUGCUCAAGUUUGAUUAAUUGAUUUGUUUUAGGAUUUUUCUUGAUGUUCAUAUUACAUUGCUUCUAGAUGCUUGUUUGUCUGAAGAGUGAAGAGUCUUCAAGUUUGGACAUAUAUAUACAAGUGAUACAUUGCAAUUAGGCAAUUAAAUGGUUGUUUGAAUUGUACA